This is a messenger RNA of Prosopis cineraria, 1152 nucleotides long. RefSeq names its product DNA-directed RNA polymerase V subunit 7. Bases 316 to 852 code for a protein of 178 amino acids. The transcript is spliced from 2 exons. Lineage: Eukaryota; Viridiplantae; Streptophyta; Magnoliopsida; Fabales; Fabaceae. Gene Ontology annotation, biological process: DNA-templated transcription initiation. Gene Ontology annotation, molecular function: single-stranded DNA binding; single-stranded RNA binding. The record is from RefSeq and is a predicted model, not a curated record.
GCGAUGUUGGCAAUUAUGUAGUUUCAUUUUUUAAACCGAUCAUCUCAUAUUUGGCCGGAUGAAUUAGGUUGCAGUUGCAUAGGGUGAACGAGGGCUUGGUGGGGCCAGGGGGGAGUGAUGUUUCUUGGGGCAGCACGCGUAGCCGGCAACUGAGAGCUGAAUACUUGAAGGAGAAGAGGGAAACAUUGCCGGCGGUGACGGAGGUGAGAGAAAAUCGGUGGCGAGGGCCAAGAUUUUGGCGAUAACGACUACGGAGAGCUAGGGGCGAGGUUUUUGCCGUUAAGGAAUUAAAAGGGCGAAGAAACAAAGAAAACAAUGUUUCUCAAAGUACAGCUGCAUUGGAAUGUCAUACUUUCCCCAGAAAGCCUAGAAGCAUGUGGUAUGAUGCUUCAACGGUCAAUAAUCAUCCGCCUUCUGGAUGACUUUGCUGUGAAAAAGGCAACUAAAGAUCUGGGGUACUAUCUUGCUGUGACCACACUCGAGAGAAUAGGAGAAGGAAAAGUAAGGCAGCAUACUGGGGAUGUGCUUUUUCCUGUUGUUUUCAGUGCUCUUACUUUCAAGAUCUGCAGGGGAGAGAUAUUGGAGGGUGUAGUCCACAAGGUUUUGAAGCACGGGGUUUUCUUGAGAUGUGGACCUGUUGAGAGUCUGUAUCUCUCAAAUCUGAAGAUGCCUGACUACCGUUACGUGCCCGGUGAAAAUCCUUACUUCUUGAAUGAUAAAAUGUCCAAGAUUGGAAAAGAUGUUGUGGUUCGCUUUGUUGUUAUUGGGACGAAGUGGCUGGAGGCAGACAGGGAAUUUCAGGCAUUGGUCAGUUUGGAAGGGGAUUAUCUAGGACCCGUUUCAUCUCCUUAAAUUUAGCUGUGAACAAAACUAGAUAAAAGGUUUCCUGGUGUUUUCUGUUAGGAUGUCCAAUCAAAACGUAACAUGGGUGUGUUUUUACUUUUAUGUAGUUAAUUUUGUGGUGUCGAACCUUAAAAGAGACUCACUUGUUAUGUCCUUGUUGUACAUUUGUUGUCAACAAACUGACCUUGUAGUGAGUGUCUUGUAUAUUUGUAUUGAUCAUCAGGGCUCUGAACCAUAAUCAUGGUCGGUAUGAUCAUGCUGUUCAUCUCUGUUACGGUCUUUUUUUAUCGAUGAAUAACUGUUGUUUAA